GCAAUCGUGUUACUUUUCUACUUCCUUAUCCUUUCCGUUAAUUUCAAGAGUGAUCAUGAAAGUAUCGUCUCUGGCCCGGGGAUUGCUCAGUGCAAUAAAAUCAAAUGCGAGAUGUUCUACCCGUUCACAUUUCACAUAUUACCCCACUAAAUUAGCUGAGGGCACCCACGAUGUGCAGAAAAUGAAUAUGUUCCAAGCCAUAAACAAUGCAAUGGAUCUGGCUCUUGAGCAAGAUUCGUCAGCAUUAUUAUUUGGAGAAGAUGUUGGCUUUGGUGGAGUUUUUCGCUGCUCUAUGAACUUGAGGGAUAAGUACGGAAAAGAUCGGGUUUUUAAUACGCCCUUGUGCGAGCAAGGCAUUGCUGGAUUUGCAAUUGGUGUUGCUAAUACUGGCACUACUGCAAUAGCCGAAAUUCAGUUUGCUGAUUAUAUAUUUCCAAGCUUCGAUCAAAUCGUGAAUGAGGCUGCCAAAUAUCGUUAUCGAAGUGGGGGAUUAUUCGACUGCGGUUCGUUGACUUUCCGAGUUCCUUGUGGCGCUGUUGGACAUGGGGCUUUAUAUCACUCACAGAGUCCCGAGGCAUACUUCGCACAUACCCCCGGUCUACGUGUUGUGAUUCCACGUGGUCCAAUUAAGGCAAAGGGGCUGUUGUUGGCGUGCAUAAAAGAUCCGAACCCAUGCAUUAUGUUCGAACCUAAAACCUUAUAUCGUGCUGCAGUGGAGGAAGUACCAGUGGAAUCUUAUGCAGAUGAUUUGGGAAAGUGCGAUAUUUUACGCGAAGGCAAAGAUAUUACCCUCAUUGGCUGGGGUACACAAAUUCAUGUCCUUUUGGAGGUCGCAGAUCUGGCAAAAAAGGAACUGGAUAUAGACUGUGAAGUUAUAGAUUUGGUUUCCGUUUUGCCAUGGGACACUCAGACAAUUUGCAAUUCUGCUAAUAAAACUGGACGCGUUUUGAUUGCCCAUGAAGCGCCUUUUACUCAAGGAUUCGGCUCUGAAUUAGCAGCAUAUAUACAAGAAAAAUGCUUUUUACGUCUUGAAGCACCCAUAAAAAGGGUCACUGGCUGGGACACACCAUUCCCCCAUGUUUUCGAACCUUUCUAUUUACCCGACAAGCACCGAUGCCUAACCGCUCUUAAAGAAAUCAUCAAUUAUUGAUGCAAUAUCAU
This is a messenger RNA of Drosophila arizonae, 1161 nucleotides long. It is a transcript of the gene BckdhB, whose product is annotated as Branched chain keto acid dehydrogenase E1 subunit beta. Gene Ontology annotation, cellular component: oxoglutarate dehydrogenase complex. The record is from RefSeq and is a predicted model, not a curated record. NCBI's taxonomy places the organism in Eukaryota, Metazoa, Arthropoda, Insecta, Diptera, Drosophilidae. Gene Ontology annotation, biological process: branched-chain amino acid catabolic process; response to nutrient.